Molecule: messenger RNA, 2592 nt
Organism: Fusarium coffeatum
Lineage: Eukaryota; Fungi; Ascomycota; Sordariomycetes; Hypocreales; Nectriaceae
Exons: 6
Coding region: 1-2592 (863 amino acids)
Biological process (GO): monoatomic ion homeostasis; monoatomic anion transport; borate transport
Cellular component (GO): plasma membrane; fungal-type vacuole
Molecular function (GO): borate efflux transmembrane transporter activity; solute:inorganic anion antiporter activity
Source: RefSeq, a predicted model, not a curated record
AUGGCUAGACCAGAGAAUCAGCCAGUUGGAGACUCAAUUGACAUCGAGAGAAGAUCAACCUUUGGAUCUACUAAUACUGUCACACCAAAUCAAGAUGGAGCUGCAGUCGAUCCUUCGAAUCCACUCAACCAAACAAGUCGAUCAUCCAAGUACUUCGGCAAGGAGGGUAAACUCCGUCCCUUUCGACUGAUGAAGGAGGACAUCAUCAACAUCAAGGGUCGAUAUCUAUCAGAUUGGCAAAUCUUCAACCAGCAAGUUGUGGCAAGUGCAGUCUACAUCUUCUUCACCAAUCUCCUGCCUGGCAUCACAUUUGCCAGUGACUUGUAUACCUUGACUGGAAAGUCGUGGGGCACAAUUGAGGUUGUGUUCAGCACUGGCCUCUGCGGUCUCAUCUUUUCUCUGUUCUCAGGCCAACCCCUCACAAUCCUUGGUGUGACAGGUCCUUUCUCAGUGUUGGCCGAGAAUGUUUACGAAUUAUGUGAUCAGCACUUCCAUGUCGAGUUUCUACCAGUCAUGGCAUGGACCCUUAUCCAUGCCGGAUGGAUGCACUAUCUCCUUGCCGUCUUCAACGCUCAUGACUGGACGAUGCAAUAUGUCACCCAUUUCAGCGCCGACAUAUUCUCCCUCUUGAACAGUGUCAUUUACUUUCACAAGGCAGCCAUGGAGCUGAAGCGUACUCAUGCUCGAGUUUCGCUCGCUGCUUUCCUUUACGCUAUCUUGGGCGCAGUCGGAACUUGUCUCCUCGCUAUCUUGUUGUCCACUGCAAACUCAUGGAAACCCAUGUUUCAUCGCUACGUUCGUCUUGGACUUACAGAGUACGCCGCAGCUAUUUCUAUCAUCUUUUGGAUCGGAAUUCCCUAUAUCGGCGAGCUAGCCUCACUGGAUCAUAUUCGCCUCGAGGUACAGACCAGUUUCCGGCCGACGAAUCCCGAAAGAGGGACCUUCUUUGUGCGUUUCUGGGAGGCGCCUAUUGAAUGGGUAUUCUUAUCCAUGAUUCCUGGUGCUAUUGUUACUGUCUUGUUCUACUUCGACCAUGAAAUCAGUAGCAUAAUCUGCACUGUAGAGCGAUACGGGACCAAGAAACCUGGCGGUUACGCUUGGGAUAUAGCCUUGCUGGGAACAACUACCAUAAUCUGUGGUAUCCUCGGUAUCCCUCCGGCCAACGGUCUUCUACCUCAAGCGCCGCUCCACUCCGAAUCCUUGAUACACUAUAUUCUUGAGAGCCCUCCUACUGAAGAGGGGGAACAACCAGAGUCGCCUCGUUAUGUUGCAAGGACAUAUGAGCAGCGAUACUCACAUUUCAUCCAAGCUGCUCUGAUUCUCAUCUUCGUAUCUCCUCCUCUACAGAAGCUCUUGGGUCUCACUCAGACUUCAGUACUUGCCGGUCUCUUCCUUUUUAUGGGUUAUCAAUCCUUGACCGUCAAUCCUAUCCUUGACCGGGUCGUCAACCUUCUCACGCCGUCGUCUGAACUUCCCGAGCUACCUGCUGGUGUGACCUGGUUCGGGAUUCACAUGUACACAGUCACUCAAAUUAUCAUGACUGGUAUCGUGUUCGGAGUGACGCUGACGGUGGCUGCUCCCGCAUUUCCAUUGAUCAUUAUUGCUUUAGUACCCAUCCGAUUGUCUCUCAUGAACCGGAUUUGGAGUCUGACGUCGAUAUUCUGGCUGCUGAAGAUGGCAGCGCUGGAGCAUGGCAAAUAUGCCUUUGUUACAGGUGGAGGCUCUGGUAUUGACCUGUGCUUUGUUCGGUUACUUAUCGAACACGGAUGUUCAGUUGUCAUAGCAGACCUUCAACUGCGACCAGAAGCUCGACAACUUGUGGAACAACAUCCAUUCACAGCCACCGACGACAAGCCUGGUUUGUUGUUUCAGAAAACUGACGUUGCAUCCUGGCCUCAGCUUAUAGCUGCAUGGAGAACAGCUUUGGAGAAGUUUCCAAGUGUUGACAUUGUCGUCGCUGGAGCAGGAAUAUUCGAGCCUCGAUGGUCUUCGUUCUGGGAAGCUCCUAGGACAGAGAGUAAUCAAGACAGUGUUUCUCGGGAUGAUGCUGAUGCUGAUCCCGGACACUAUGCUGUUCUGGAUGUGAACCUGGUGUCUCCCAUCCGGCUCAGCCAGCUCGCCAUUGGAUAUUGGACAAAAACGAAGCAUAAGGGCUGUCUCGUACAUGUAGGCAGCAUGGCAGGGUACGGAGCGGCCAUUACAACGCCUUUGUACAUUGCCAGCAAACACGGUCUUCACGGCUUUGUGAGGUCGUUAGGGGGACUGCGCGAUGAACUUGGUAUUCGCGUUGGGUGCGUAGCUCCCGGUGCAGUAUCGACUCCUCUAUGGAGCGAAGACCCAACCAAGGCCAUCAUGCUGGGAGAAGAUACGGUUCUCAUUAGUCCCGAUGAAGUAGCACAAGGCAUGUGGCAGCUUAUCAUCAACCCGGAAUUGGGCAAUGGUACCAUUCUCGAGGUGACCAAGGGUGCAACAAGAGUUGUGCCUCUCUAUAACGCACCGGUUCCUACUGGUGAAGGCAUCAUGGUACCUGGCUACGCAGCUUCCAUUGCCGAGACGUAUGAGAGAUUGAGAAACGGCGGACUGGAUGUAUAA